AAGUUGUUAUUUUUUCUGUAAAACUCUAAAACUCAGAAGCCGAUUUUUGUCAUAAUAUAAGAUAGUUUUGGAAAAUUCUGCAGUUCUUCUAGAUCAAUCUUUAGAACUUGGUGAGUUUCACUAGAUACCUUCAUUCUUCAUUUUGAGCUUAGAGAAUUUUGAGGCUGAUGGUCAUAUAGAAGAAAUCCUUGAACUUAUAGUUUUCUGAAGAAUCAGUUCAAAAGAUCCCCAAAGUACCAAAGGAGAAGUACAAAUGUCUACCACAAGACGAAAACGUAAUAUGUUAUGUUGUUUACCGUAAGCUGUAGUAAAAUGAGCUCAAUUGUUGACAGAGAUGACAGUAGUAUUUUUGAUGGGUUGGUGGAAGAAGAUGACAAGGACAAAGCAAAAAGAGUAUCAAGAAACAAAUCUGAAAAGAAACGAAGAGAUCAAUUUAAUGUUCUUAUUAAAGAACUGGGAUCCAUGCUUCCUGGUAAUGCUAGAAAGAUGGACAAAUCUACUGUUUUGCAGAAGAGCAUUGAUUUUUUACGAAAACAUAAAGAAAUCACUGCACAGUCAGAUGCUAGUGAAAUUCGACAAGACUGGAAACCGACAUUCCUUAGUAAUGAAGAGUUUACACAAUUAAUGUUAGAGGCUCUUGAUGGUUUUUUUUUAGCAAUCAUGACAGAUGGAAGUAUAAUAUAUGUGUCUGAGAGUGUAACUUCAUUACUUGAGCAUUUGCCAUCUGAUCUUGUGGAUCAAAGUAUAUUUAAUUUUAUCCCAGAGGGGGAACAUUCAGAGUUUUAUAAAAUACUCUCUACCCAUCUGCUGGAAAGUGAUUCAUUAACUCCUGAAUACUUAAAAUCAAAAAAUCAAUUAGAGUUCUGUUGUCAUAUGCUUCGAGGAACAAUAGAUCCAAAGGAGCCAUCUACCUAUGAGUAUGUGAGAUUUAUAGGAAAUUUCAAAUCUUUAAACAGUGUAUCUACUGCUGCACAUAAUGGUUUUGAAGGAACUAUACAACGCACACAUAGACCUUCUUAUGAAGAUAGAGUUUGUUUUGUAGCUACUGUCAGGUUAGCUACACCUCAGUUUAUCAAGGAAAUGUGUACUGUUGAAGAACCCAAUGAAGAGUUUACAUCUAGACAUAGUUUAGAAUGGAAGUUUCUAUUUCUUGAUCACAGGGCACCACCAAUAAUAGGAUAUUUGCCAUUUGAAGUUUUGGGAACAUCAGGCUAUGAUUACUAUCAUGUGGAUGACCUAGAAAAUCUGGCAAAAUGUCACGAACACUUAAUGCAAUAUGGGAAAGGCAAAUCGUGUUAUUAUAGGUUCCUGACCAAAGGGCAACAGUGGAUUUGGCUUCAAACUCAUUAUUAUAUCACUUAUCAUCAGUGGAAUUCAAGGCCAGAGUUUAUUGUUUGUACUCACACUGUAGUAAGUUAUGCAGAAGUUAGGGCUGAAAGACGACGAGAACUUGGCAUUGAAGAGUCUCUUCCUGAGACAGCUGCUGACAAAAGCCAAGAUUCUGGGUCUGAUAAUCGCAUAAACACAGUCAGUCUCAAGGAAGCAUUGGAAAGAUUUGAUCACAGUCCAACCCCUUCUGCCUCCUCCCGGAGUUCAAGAAAAUCAUCUCAUACAGCAGUCUCAGACCCUUCCUCAACACCAACAAAGAUCCCAACAGAUACUAGCACUCCUCCCAGACAACAUUUACCAGCUCAUGAAAAGAUGGCUCAAAGGAGGUCAUCAUUUAGUAGCCAGUCCAUAAAUUCCCAGUCUGUUGGUCCAUCAUUAACACAGCCAGUGAUGUCGCAAGCUGCAAAUUUACCAAUUCCACAAGGCAUGUCCCAGUUUCAGUUUUCAGCGCAGCUAGGAGCCAUGCAGCAUCUGAAAGACCAGUUGGAGCAACGGACACGGAUGAUAGAGGCAAAUAUUCAUAGGCAACAAGAAGAACUAAGGAAAAUUCAAGAACAACUUCAAAUGGUCCAUGGUCAAGGGCUGCAGAUGUUUUUGCAGCAGUCAAACCCUGGGUUGAACUUUGGUUCUGUUCAGCUUACUUCUGGAAAUUCAUCUAACAUCCAGCAACUCACACCUGUGAAUAUGCAAGGCCAGGUUGUUUCUACUAACCAAAUUCAAAGUGGAAUGAAUACUGGACAUAUUGGUACAAGUCCGCACAUGAUACAACAACAGACUUUACAGAGUACAUCUACUCAGAAUCAACAAAGUGUACUGAGUGGGCACAGUCAGCAAACGUCUCUUCCCAGUCAGACGCAGAGCACUCUUUCAGCCCCACUGUAUAAUACUAUGGUGAUUUCUCAGCCUGCAGCUGGAAGCAUGGUCCAGAUUCCAUCCAGUAUGCCACAGAACAGUACCCAGAGUGCUGCAGUAACUACAUUCACUCAGGACAGACAGAUAAGAUUUUCUCAAGGUCAGCAACUUGUGACCAAAUUAGUGACUGCUCCUGUAGCUUGUGGGGCAGUCAUGGUACCUAGUACUAUGCUCAUGGGUCAGGUGGUGACUGCCUAUCCUACUUUUGCUGCACAACAGCAGCAGGCACAGACACUGUCAGUAACGCAGCAGCAGCAGCAGCAGCAACAGCAACAGCAACAGCAGCAGCAGACUUCCCAGGAACAGCAGCUUCCUCCAGUUCAGCAACCAUCUCAGGCUCAACUGACUCAAACACCACAGCAGUUUUUACAGACUUCUAGGUUGCUCCAUGGGAAUCCUUCAACUCAGCUCAUCCUCUCUGCUGCGUUUCCACUACAACAGAGCACCUUCUCUCAGUCACAUCACCAGCAACACCAGUCUCAGCAACAGCAGCAACUUAGUCGGCACAGGACUGACAGUUUGACUGAUCCUUCUAAGGUUCAAUCACAGUAGCACAAGUACUUCCUCCAGCACCAAAGGAGGAAGGUGGUGGUCCAUAAACGUUGCUCAGAUGACCUGAGGUUAGGAGGAAAAGUUCCAGCAGUUUCAUGAGAUACAGUAUUGAGUGUUCUAGUUCCUGGAAUUAGUUGGUAGGGAAAAUGUGCCUAGUGCUAUAGAUGUACGUUAAAACCAGCCAGCAGAAGAUGAUCAUAGGGACAUAGCCAAUUCUGACAGUGUUUCAGUUGCCCAGAUAUUUUUUGAUGGAAAAAGAGUAUAUUGCCAAAUGUUAAGAAGCUCAGCUAUAAAAUGACCUCCAGUGAAUCAGAAAGGCACUAACAAUGUUAGUCACUUCUAGUGGUCUGUGCCUGCUAUCAAGUGUUACAGAGGACACACCACUGCCAUGUCAGGGGUUUGCUUACAAUGAUGCCAUGAAGAUAAUCUAGUAGUCAAUAGCCCCCACCUUAAGCCCCUCUCCCUUUUCAGAUAAUGAUGGAACAGUAAUUUCAGAAUGUUGUGUGGGUUUAAAUUUUUUGUGUACAGAUACUGUAAAAAUAUGUAUAUGUCUGGAUGAAGGAGAGAAAGCAAAACAUUGUGUAAGCUGCAUGAAAGCAUUCUCUCUUCCAUAUGAGUACAUUUCAUUAGAUUCCGACACCAUGUACAAACUGAUACAUCAGUCUCUGUUUUUCCUUUUGUUUACAGCAUAAUAGUGUGUUCUAUUCACUUUUCCAGGGCACAAGUCUUUUUGUUCAUACUUUGGCUGUGAUGUCACAGUUUGUUCAGUGAGGUAUGAUGUGCUGCUGGGAAUGGAUUUUUUUUCAGGUUAAAUUAUUGAUACAACAAGACUUUCAAGUUAUUCAGAAAUAUCCCUCAUUUCAUUAUUUUUGUUUGAAAAUAGGAUUUGCACUGCUUUAUUUUAGAUGGUUGGGAGUUUGAUCACAUAUUUUGAUAUAUUUCAUUGUUGCAAAUAUUUAUGUAAAUGGUUUUCAACAAGCCUGAAAGUAAUUUCAAGAAUGUUUCAGUUAUAGGAAUAAAAUUUGCACACAAACAUUAUAGGCACUUUUUAACAUUCCCAAUGGUGGGAAUUUUAACUUUUAGGAUUUGUUGGAAUCUUUUUAUUAUCCUUCACAAUUUCAAUGCUUCUUUUAGUCAGCAAUGAUUCAGGGUUAUUUGAGGGGGGGAACCCAUAGUGCCUUGAUUUUAAUUCAGGUGAUAACUCACCAUCUUGAACUUAUUGUCUGGUUUCAGUAGCAGUUUUUGAAACCUUAGUACAUUUUUAACAGCAUGUGGGUGUCAGUGUCAUUAUUCUCCUAAGUUCCUAUGAAGACUGCUGUGAGUCUCUUGGACUGGGGUACAAAUAAUUUAGAAAUAAAAAAGAUGACAACCUAACACUACACACUUUAAAGGUUCCCAAAUUUGUUUCCUAAAUUAAACAGUCGCUGGGCGUGGUGGUGCAUGCCUGUAAUCCCAGCGGCUAGGGAGGCUGAGACAGGAGG
Messenger RNA from Marmota flaviventris (yellow-bellied marmot), 4334 nucleotides. The record is from RefSeq and is a predicted model, not a curated record. NCBI's taxonomy places the organism in Eukaryota, Metazoa, Chordata, Mammalia, Rodentia, Sciuridae.